GAGCAGAUCGCCGCCUGUCACGGUUGCAACUUGCUUCGGGGGUCAAACCGCAGACAGAGCAGGGGAGAGUCCAAACUUCUUCCUUCUCGAACCACCCGAGAGAGACAGAGGGAGAUAGCGGCGAUGGCGACCAAGGAGGCCAAGGUGGUUCCCGCCGGCGACGUCGACGCCGCCGUCGACGGCGAGGAGCUGGUCCCGGCGCUGGCGUCGCUGGAGCCGGUGUACGGCGCGGGGUCGGCGCUCGACGAGGCGCGCCUCCGCUUCGCCCGCCUCGCCGACCGCUUCCGCGCCCUCUACGCCGCCGGCCCCGCCCUCUUCGCCCGCUCCCCAGGGAGGGUGAAUCUCAUCGGGGAGCACAUCGACUACGAGGGCUACUCGGUGCUGCCCAUGGCCAUCCGCCAGGACAUGAUCGUCGCCAUCCGCAGGGCCGACGGCGGCCUCGUCCGCGUCGCCAAUGUCGACGACAAGUACGCCACCUGCGUCUACCCCGCCGACCCCGACAAGGAAAUUGACAUCAAGAACCACAAAUGGGGCCACUACUUUAUGUGUGGAUACAAGGGAGUGUAUGAAUAUGCUAGGUCUAAAGGGAUAGAUAUGGGUGAACCUGUUGCUCUUGAUGUCGUAGUUGAUGGCACAGUCCCUCAAGGAUCUGGACUUUCAAGCUCAGCAGCAUUUGUCUGUUCGGCAACAAUUGCUAUCAUGGGAAUUCUUGGUAAAAACUUCCCAAAGAAAGAAGUUGCCCAAUUUACUUGUAAAUCUGAGCGCCAUAUUGGGACACAGUCAGGGGGCAUGGAUCAGGCUAUAUCUAUCAUGGCCAAACCUGGAUUUGCUGAGUUGAUAGAUUUCAAUCCAAUUAAAGCAACAGAUGUGCAACUACCUUCUGGUGGUACAUUUGUGAUUGCCCACUGUCUGGCAGAGUCCAAGAAAGCAGAGACAGCUGCUACAAACUACAACAACCGCGUUGUAGAGUGUCGCUUGGCAGCGAUUGUUCUCGCCAUCAAACUAGGGAUGGAUACAAAAAAAGCCGUCACAUCUGUUACGACCCUCUCUGAUGUUGAGGGACUAUGCGUCUCCUUUGCUGGCAAAGAAGGUUCUUCUGAUCCUGGAGUUGCUGUGAAGCGUGCAACUCUGCAGAAGCUAUUGCAUGAGGAGCCAUAUACGUUGGAGGAAAUAGAGAAAAUUACAGGUCAAAGCCUAGCAACUGUCUUCCAGAGCUCUCAAACUUCCUUGGAUGUUUUGAGAGCUGCAAAGCAUUUCAAGUUAUUUCAGCGUGCCUCUCAUGUGUACUCUGAAGCAAGGCGGGUGUAUGCGUUUAGGGAUACUGUAUUAUCCAAACUCAGCGAUGAAGGUAUGCUUAAGAAGCUCGGUGAUCUAAUGAACGAUAGCCAUCAUAGCUGCAGUGUGCUAUAUGAAUGCAGCUGUCCCGAGUUGGAAGAGCUUGUAAAAGUGUGCCGGGACAAUGGGGCACUCGGAGCGCGGCUCACAGGAGCCGGGUGGGGCGGCUGCGCAGUCGCCCUAGUCAAGGAGGGCAUCGUCCCACAGUUCAUCCUCAAUUUGAAGGAGAAGUACUACAAAUCAAGGAUCGACAGGGGAGUGAUCAAGCAGAGCGACCUUGGCCUGUAUGUGUUCGCGUCGAAGCCGUCGAGCGGCGCGGCCAUACUGAGGCUGUAGAUCGACCACCGCCGUCCGUGGCCGGUCACUUGUACAUGCACACAUACUCGCCCACAACCUAUUGCUCGAAUAAACGCGUGCUCGCCUCGAGGCGAGCACGCCGCCGUUAGCUAAUUUAGCCCCCGCCCAUGCGUGUCUGAAUGUACAAUGCUACAAUGUGUCGUAUUUAUCGUUGUUUAUUAUGGGCGAUCUGACUGCCAGGUUAUCUACA
Molecule: messenger RNA, 1882 nt
Organism: Triticum urartu
Lineage: Eukaryota; Viridiplantae; Streptophyta; Magnoliopsida; Poales; Poaceae
Gene: GALK
Product: Mevalonate/galactokinase family protein
Biological process (GO): carbohydrate phosphorylation; galactose metabolic process
Cellular component (GO): cytosol; cytoplasm
Molecular function (GO): ATP binding; galactokinase activity
Source: RefSeq, a predicted model, not a curated record